Molecule: messenger RNA, 1041 nt
Organism: Fusarium sp. VM40
Lineage: Eukaryota; Fungi; Ascomycota; Sordariomycetes; Hypocreales; Nectriaceae
Source: the annotation of a GenBank genome assembly
AUGUCUACAACCACCACAACUGAGAUUUCUCAGACGGUCGCUGCUCGUUUCGAGAUCAAGGACUUGGUCGAGUUCGACCCGAAUAAGGUCUACGGCGACUGGCGAGAUGAGUUCCACAAGAAUGGCUGCGUCCUGAUCAAGAAUGUCAUCAGCAAGGAGCGCGCUCAGUACUACUGCGAUAAGCAGAUUGAGUGGCUCAAGAAGUUCGAGCUGGGCUUUGACGAGAAGGACCCCAGCACAUGGACUGCGGACCACCUCCCUGUCAGCUUCAAGGGCAGCAUGUACUACGGCUACGGUGCCACCCAUGAAAAGAUGGCCUGGGAGGCUCGAACCGAGCCCAAGGUUGUCGAGGUCUUUGAGAAGCUCUGGGAGACCAAGGAGCUUCUGUGCUCUUUCGAUGGCCUCAACGUCUCUAUGCCGAACCGCAAGGAUAUUUCUUGGAGCCCUUGGCCCCACUGUGAUCAGAACCCCGAGCGCAAGGGCAUGCAAGCUGUGCAGGGUCUUCUGAACUUUGCCCCCAACGGACCCAAGGAUGGUGGUCUCAUGCUCAUGAAGGGUUCUUCCAAGCUCUUUAACGAGUUCUUCUCUCACAAGCGAGAGUCCUCUGACCACGAGGAUGCUCCUCCUCCUGAGAUCAAGUACAUGGAUCUCUUCAUUUUCAGCGAGAAGGACGUCAAGUGGUUCGAGGAGAGAGGCUGUGAGAUGUACAAGGUGAACAUGGAGCCUGGUGACUUUGUCCUCUGGGAUUCUCGCACAAUGCACUAUGCCCGCUUCCCUGAGGGUGACCAGAUCCGCCACGUUCAGUAUGUUUGCAUGACACCACGAAAGUUUGCCACAGAGGAAGCUUUAAAGGCAAAGGCCCACUGCUUUUUUACAAAUACUGGCACCACGCACUGGCCUCACUGCAAUAUCCGCAUGGCCCAGGAGAAGCCCAUGAGGAACGGCGAACUCUGCCCCAAAUACCGCACAGAACCCUUUGAGAAGCCUGAAGUAACAGAUCAGAUCUUGAAAUUGGCAGGCGUUAAGUCCUAUGACGAGUGA